AUGCCAACAUUUACAGUUGAAGAACAAUCCUCCUUCUUUUCUAACUUAAAAACUGUUGUUCUAGCAACACGUAAGGAUAAAAUAAACAUUGUAUAUUUUGUUGUAUUGACGAUUUUUGCAUUACGAGAACUGAUGGUAAGUGUAGAUACAAAUUCAUUAGGAUUACUUGUUAGUACGGUACAUACAGCAUUUUGCUUAUUUUCUAUUAUUAUUUAUUAUGCAGGAAAGAUGUAUGCACAUAGAAGUUCUACCGAAACAAUGACUUACGGAUAUCAACGAGUUGAACCUUUAUUAGGAUUUAUUAACGGAUUUUUCUUAGUUCUUUUUUCUGCAUUCACAUUGAUGCAAUGUGUUGAAAGAAUGAUAGAACCUGUAACUAUUUCAACAGAGCUAGAUAGUAUUCGUUCAAUCAUUAGUACAGUAUGUUGGGGAUUAUUGAUUAAUGGAAUUGGUUUGUGUUUCUUCUCAGACAUUAUUUUUGUUCGUGAAGCAUCACCAACAUCAUCUUCUAUCCCUCAAUCACAAAAAAGAUUUGUAAUUUUUCAUUUUAUUCAAAAUAUCACAGUAAUAACUAUUUACUCUAUUUCGUUUUGGUAUCCUGGUAUCAUUAGCUACGAUGGAUUAUUUUCUAUGGCAAUGGCUUUCAUUGUGAUUUAUAUUGCUAUUCCUAUUCUUACUGCCAAUGGAAUGAUUUUAUUACAAACCUCUCCUCAGUCUGUAUAUCCUCAAAUUUAUGCUAAAUUACAACAACUUCAACAAUUAGAUGGUGUAUUAGAAUAUAAAAAUGAACAUUUCUGGACAUUAUCACCAAAUAACUUUGUUGGUUCUGUUGUAGUUGUUAUUACUGAAGACGCAGACGAACAAAUAAUUCUUAAACAAGCUCAUGAAUUAUUUGAUUCAGUAUUAAAGGACAUUUGCAUUCAAGUCCAGAAGCACAAUUAA
This is a messenger RNA of Entamoeba dispar SAW760, 942 nucleotides long. Its product is annotated as metal tolerance protein C2, putative. Gene Ontology annotation, molecular function: zinc ion transmembrane transporter activity. The record is from RefSeq and is a predicted model, not a curated record. Bases 1 to 942 code for a protein of 313 amino acids. Lineage: Eukaryota; Evosea; Mastigamoebida; Endamoebidae. Gene Ontology annotation, biological process: intracellular zinc ion homeostasis; transmembrane transport; zinc ion transport. The transcript is spliced from 2 exons. Gene Ontology annotation, cellular component: Golgi apparatus; membrane.